AUGUAUUACUGCUUGCGGCUGCGGCGUGGCCAAGUGAAGGACCAGGAUCAGCAGGUGAUGCCCAAGAGAAAAAGGGAACUGAUUGACAUGAAGAGUGCCCUGCCAGGCAUGUUCUCCUUCUCUAAGAGCAAGUUGAUUUUCCAGGAGGAGCCCCAGGUUGUUUCAGAUGGCAGGGAAGGGUGCAGUGUGUUUGGAACAGAAGCUGCCUGUGAAGCCCCUGUUAAAAAGCUUUUACUGAGAGCCAGGGUGGAAGAGAGUGGUCUGGUGAAUGGGGCAAAGGUAGAGUCCAAAGGCGGAGGCCAAGUCAAGGCAAAGAAAUCUUAUGGCUCUGUGAAGAGAGAUGGAGUUGAAGGGAAGAAGGGAAAGGAGAGGGUCAAGCGCUCUCCCGAUCACUUCUCUGUUACCCUGAACUUCCAACAGACCCUGGGAGCCUUGCAUGGCCAGGGAGUGCCAGAGUGGGGAGCAGAUCUCAAACCCAGGCACUUCACAUUGCUGCUGCAGCCCCUAGGGGGACAGGUUGUAUCACACAUCAGCACGGAUUUGCCUGGUGUGCAGUGUUUCGUGACACUGCUGACCUUCACUCUACAUCCAAUUCUGGGUGGAGGAAAUGAGCAGUCAACAGACGUUAUCAGUGCUUGGGAAGGAGACUCCGUCAGCAUAACUUGCCCAAUGAAUGGUUCACAAAAUCAAGUGGGGAUAUAUUUGAGAGCUAUCAGACAGCGUCGCAAUGUGAUAUAUUUUUCCAAGGAGCAAUCUCAAAAAUGUGAUCACGCCUUUGAUAAUCGCAGCAAGUGUUCAAAGGAAGGGGAGAAUCUCAGGAUAACCCUGCACAGGUUGAAGCAAUCUGAUUCUGAAAUCUACCUAUGCUCUGAGAUUGUUAAAAUCAAUGACUAUGCCAAAGAACUAUAUGGGAAGACAACCGUAGUAUUGGUCAAAGCUAAAUCCAGCAGGGCUCUGGAGCAGUCGCCUCUCUAUGCCAACCCUGAGCGAGGCCAGUCUGUCAGCAUCACCUGUGUGUUGAACAGCUCACCUGAAGUCCAGAAGUUCUACUUGUUCAGGGCUCAUGUGCAGCCUGGCACAGUUCUGUCUGUGUCAAAUCUGAGCGUGUCACAGGUUUCCCCUGCCUUUGGGAAUCGCUUGGAGUAUUCAAGGGAAGGAAAUAGAACUGUGAUAACUCUACACAACCUACAGGAAGAGGACAGUGAUAACUACAUCUGUGCUGAGGACGUGAUGGAUUCCCCUCUGAGCUCAGCGAGUGGCACCAUGGUGCUGGUUAAAGGAGGGGAGAAGGUGUGUGAGAAGAGCUCCUGGGGUUUUUAUGCCCUUGUCGUGGUGAUAGCUCUGCUGUUCUGUGCCCUGGUGUGCUGCACCUUGUACCAUGUGGAUGUGAAGAAAUAUUUCCGGAAGAAAAAGCCCAAUGUGGUUUAUGAAGACAUGUCCUACAGCUCCAGACGGAGCACGCUGGUCAGAAGCAACAACUCUUCCUGA
This is a messenger RNA of Cinclus cinclus, 1488 nucleotides long. RefSeq lists its product as uncharacterized. Gene Ontology annotation, biological process: adaptive immune response. The transcript is spliced from 11 exons. The coding region runs from base 1 to 1488 and encodes 495 amino acids. Gene Ontology annotation, molecular function: signaling receptor activity. Lineage: Eukaryota; Metazoa; Chordata; Aves; Passeriformes; Cinclidae. The record is from RefSeq and is a predicted model, not a curated record. Gene Ontology annotation, cellular component: membrane.